Messenger RNA from Drosophila rhopaloa, 1874 nucleotides. RefSeq names its product DNA N6-methyl adenine demethylase (gene Egfrap). The record is from RefSeq and is a predicted model, not a curated record. The coding region runs from base 461 to 1726 and encodes 421 amino acids. Lineage: Eukaryota; Metazoa; Arthropoda; Insecta; Diptera; Drosophilidae. The transcript has 6 exons.
CUGGUCUGGCCUAUUGAAUGUGCAUCAAAAUUUAUGUGGCCUUUUUUAGUCGUUUGCGUUGAGUCAGCGGAAGCGAACGUCGUCGUCGGAGUAAGAGCAACAUCGCAGCAGUCACACCGUGCUGUGUUGCUAGUUUCGGUUGAAUAUCGCAAAUACAAAGAGACAGGUUGGCAGGCGGAUUAAAGUUGCAGCCUAUUUCGUAACAGUUAAAAGUGUGUGUGCAUAAUUUAAGGCAUUGCGAAACAAGUGUUUACGAAAAAGAAAAUCAAACAAAGCAGCAACAUUUGUGCCUCGAAAUAUACGAAAAUUAAUUGAUUUACGCCUGUGACCUUUGGAAGUGAACGGGACACCUGUUGCCGAGGACACAAGGAGCUGGCUCUUCGCCUGAAAAGUAUUAUUUAUAAGAAAUGCAUUGAAUAUUCAAAAAACACACCAUUUAUAGAGGAUUACUCCAUUAUUGAUGACCAUGCAGGAUAUACGCCUACGCCUGGAACCGCAGCACAACACAGCCACGUUUAUAUCCGCCUCGUCGUCCUCCUCGCAAACAGCUGAGACCACGCUGAUUGAGACAGCUGAGAAGUCGCCAUCCAGUGAAGCAGCUGCUGGAACAGUGACAACGACAUCGCCGCAGCAUUAUUUCCAUCAUCAUCAUCCGCCAUCCGCGCAUCCGCAUCCGCAGCCUCAGCCCCGCCAGCAGCAACAUCCGCAUAGCCACUUGCAUCCGCAUCCGCACCUCCAGAGACGUCCGGUGGAGCAGCUGCAGCUGCUGCAUAGCCACCACGAUGUCCAGGAGCUGGCCGGGCAGGAGCAUCCACAUCCGCAUCCGCACUCCAGCUCCCAUCCGCAUCCGCACCAUCUGCGCUCGCCCAGCUCCGAGGAGGAUAAUUCGCCCACUGAAAUGAAUAAUUGCCGUCGUUUGGUUGAUAAACCGCCGCUGGUGAAGCGCCUGACCAUGGGUAUCGGCCUGCUGCGGGGCAACGAGGACAGUCGCCCGCUGGUGCACAGCACAUGCGGAUCCUCCCUGACCUCCGGAUCCGGGUGCGGGUCCACUCAGACCAUCUCCGACGGCUAUGUGAACGAGGCCAUCUGCGAGCCGGACAAGUACGUGGCCAGCAAGUUCGGCGACUCCUGCCGCCAGUCGCUCUCCGCGUUGGAGAGUGCCACGCAGCGACUGCAGGUGGAACUGCCCGCCAGCAACAAGAAGUAUCUAAGGGAGACCUGCAGUGCCAACUCCAGUCCAAAACUGUUUCCUCCCCAUGGUCCUUUGCGCCUGGAUAAUCUCAGCCUGUCUGAGCAGCAGGAGUUGAAGGGGGCUGCCUGGUUUCAGGCGGGGAUUCCUAGGGAAAUAUCCCUGGAGGUAUUAUCCCGGCAGAGUCCGGGUGCAUUUCUGGUGCGCCAGAGCAGCACAAAGCCGGGCUGCUUUGCCCUCUCCCUUCGAGUGCCGCCUCCAUCGCCUCGGGUGGCCCACUACCUGAUCCUGCGGAACCAAAGGGGUUACAAAAUAAAGGGUUUCACCAAGGAGUUCAGCUCGCUGAAGGCGCUGAUCACGCAUCACUCGGUGAUGCCGGAGCUUCUGCCCGUGCCGCUGACCUUGCCACGCCCCCCGAACACCCGAUCGCAGCGGCAGGCCGCUUAUGGGGGCGGCAGCGGGAACGGGGGAGCGGACUUCGAGAUGUACGGCUCGCUCAACGACUUUCGUAAAAUGAUGGCCGAUUUGAAUGUGUGACCGCUGGGCGCACUUAAUUAAUUAAGUAAUUAUGUCACGUUGAUUGAAUUAAGCUGCCCGGCUUGUCACAUUGUCCGGGUCGAGACAGGAUAACAAUCUGUUUAAUUUGCGUAAUUGGCUGUGCUGACGACGGUUGACGUGGCUACCG